AUGGCUGCGAGCCACCGCAAAGGUUUUGAGAGAAUUGGCUUGUGGACAAAAAGUAUCACCAGACAUCUGUACCACUGUGCAGCCACUAGUGGAGGAGAUGGAGAAUUGAUGCAGGCAAAGUGGUUGUCAAUGCUGAAUCACAUCGGUGACGUACACACUGGCCACAGUGAGGUCUUCCCAGCCUGCGAGCAUGGCCCCCUUGAGCGUAGAAAAUGGAUUACACAAGGAACUGAUGCCCACGACCGGCUGGCCACUAUUCUGGCAUCAAAGUCUUUUUUAAAAGAUUUCAAGCAGCUGUCUUCAGAGGGUCAAACGUUUAGCGUCGAGACGUUUCAUUCGACAUUGAUUCAGUUUGCCCCCAAGUCUGUGGCCUACUCGUACACCAUCAUGGCUGCAAGGACCUUCAUAGCAGCACUGCAUUACAAUGAAAAUUCAAACAGAAAGCAGCGAAAAACAAAAGAUGGACAACCACAGUGGAAAAGAAAAUAUCCGAAGGCGCAAGGUGGAGAACCAGUGGUCCAAGAACUCAUGGAGGAUGCCACAUACAACUACAUUGACCGGUUGUUGGAGACGGUCCUGCAGUUAGAGCGGCAGCCGACUGCCCACUGCUCAACAUCACGUCCUGUGCCUCCCCCACUCAGCCAGAGCCAACCACAUGUUCCUACUCAAGAACUUGUUAGGAAGCGUCGCCAGAGAUUCAGCCUUCCUUGAGAGCUAACUAUCCAACUGCUUAUGGGUAGGCUGCCCGGAUCUUGACGACUACGCAGCUUGGCAGUGGCUUGCGGUGGUGGCGUCCGAGCUUGUGCCAAACCCACCGCACAAACUGAUUAUAGGCCGUCAACCUGUACCGCCUAUGCAAAGAAAGAAAA
This is a messenger RNA of Ixodes scapularis (black-legged tick), 869 nucleotides long. RefSeq lists its product as uncharacterized. The transcript is spliced from 5 exons. Bases 1 to 711 code for a protein of 236 amino acids. NCBI's taxonomy places the organism in Eukaryota, Metazoa, Arthropoda, Arachnida, Ixodida, Ixodidae. The record is from RefSeq and is a predicted model, not a curated record.